This is a messenger RNA of Calidris pugnax (ruff), 2424 nucleotides long. RefSeq names its product chromosome unknown open reading frame, human C15orf62. Lineage: Eukaryota; Metazoa; Chordata; Aves; Charadriiformes; Scolopacidae. The record is from RefSeq and is a predicted model, not a curated record. The transcript has 2 exons. The coding region runs from base 1164 to 1694 and encodes 176 amino acids.
GGCACUAGAUCUAGUGGUGAUUUAAGGACAUCUGAGAUAGAAAAUGGAAGGGAUGAAAAGGCAACAGAACAGCUAAAGAAGAUCCUGCACAAAAACGGGGCAAGUGCAAAUUUGUUACCAGGUGCCAGCGAAGCGGCUCCUCCAGCUGCAGCGUGUUCAGCUGCAGCUCAGGAUGGAAACCCACAACAGAUGAGAAAUUCAGACCGGGAAAUUAAGAGAGUAAUUCGCCAUAAUUGGUAUCUUAGGAGCUGUGUGAAUGAAAUAACCUCUCAGCACAGACUUUCCCGGUGUCUGAGAAAGCAGCAGCUCCUACCAGCUUUUCCAGGGCAGAACUAGGAGCUUCUCCAAAGCUCCUGUCCACCAGCCACAGAGACUUACUGUCAUUUGCUGGGCUGAACUAAAUAGCCUGCAUGAGACUCGGGCAGGUGAAUCACCUGUACAAACCUGAAACACCACUCACAUUCCAGGCUUCAAUUUAAAACAGACAGAUUAUUUCUGGCCUCAACGGGGAGCUCUGCUGGGACAGGCAGCCCUGAGGAGCGGCAGGAGGAGAGCACCGAGGGAGGAAAGGCUCUGACUGAAGCUGGGGUAAGGCUGACAUUGCUGUUGGCAGCUCCCAAGCGAUCCGGGCGCCUCGGAGGAGCUCGCUCUCUCCUCAGGCAGAGUGUGGGCUGGUGCUGUGCCGCUCCACACACCUACUUCCUGCAAUCCUGGCAAUUACCAAUGGUGCAAACCCCAGUUUCUGACGUGGCUGACUCAGCAAGGGCUUGGCUCAAAACAAACCCAUCCGCACACGGAGCCGCAGCCUGGGAAGCAGUGACAGGAGGCACAUGAAGAGAAGGAGGCAUCGGGGAUUUUUGGCGUUCCGGGUCCAACCUGGCUGAACCCUCCCUGGACCUGCUUCCCCCAGCGUCCCAGCACACUCCUCUCCCAGUGUCCCAGCACACUGCUGGACGUGGUGCUCACAGUUCUCCGAGUGCUCCAGCAGUUUCUCCUCAGCACCUGUCAGACUCGGGAGCUGCUCCGACACAGCCCCCGGCAACAAGGAAGGAAGAGGUUGUUCCUGUUGUGUGACUUGCUGCUGAACCCACGACUUAAGUCCGACACCUGGCUGUGAAGAGUCAGCAGCUUCCUCCUCCUCCUCCUCCUCGCUGCCUCUCACCAUGGAUACUUGGCGGAGAGGGUCCAUCAAGUCCACGACGUUCUUCAGACGGUUCUCGCUCAGGAGACACAAAAAGCUGGGCAACCAGGUCAUCAUCCUGAACCAGAACAGCCACACGCUGGACAGCGACGGGCAGCGCCAGAAGAGGGAAUGCUUGAGGGAUCUGAAGGACAAGUCCGACUACCUGUCCUGCAAGAGUGAGCAAAACCUGGCCAAGGCACAAGCACCUCCCAAGCCUCCCCGCCUCUACCUGGACAGUUCUAGCUGCCCUAACAUCAUCGACCGCACGGAUUCUCACUCCGACCUCUCCUUCUCUGGUGCUUCUCAUCAAUACCACAAAGCCACUCAAACUCAGUUCCACAAGGACCAGGGGACAGACUGCGGGAGCUCAGAGACAGGCGCCCAGAACGGCACCCCCCUCUGUGACCUGUCCGACCCCUUCCUCUCCUUCAAAGUGGAUUUGGGGCUAUCACUUCUCGAGGAUGUUCUGCAGACCCUCAGAAAACAGAACCCAAGAGAUUACGCCAUUUGAAGGUAUUUCUCAUUUGACACAUCACAUUUCCUUACUGCUGCAGGCAGUUUCUCUGGUCCUGGCGGGAGGAAGGACACUGCAGCAUUCCUGUUACGUGUGGCCUGUCUUGUCGUUCUUGCCUUCCCCACCACAGACUGUCCUUGUCCUUGCCCAGGAGUCCCUGGGAGCAGAGCCCACAGGCUCCGUGCUCCGAUGAGAGCACCGUCUGCUGGAACCCCGUGGGCAAGUUACUGCUCUCCAACCCGGGCACGUCCCACUCCUGACUGUGUCUCCUCCUCGGGGAAGAAGGGCACUGUUUGCCCACAGACCUGUUAUUUGGGGGACGUGGCUGUAACGCUGCGGGACACGGGCACGAAGGGACAGGGCAUCCAGCACUUGUGGAUAAGCAGCCUGCAGGGAGAUGACAGCCCUGCACCUCAAAGCCAUAGCUACGGCAAGGGUCAAGAGACAGAAACGGGUGUUUCUUCUCCCACCUUGUCUGGAUGUGAAAAAUCAAAGCUGUUCCUCCUCUUUUUUUUUUUUUCCUCUUGUGGGUUUCUUUUCCCCCAACUCAGGUGCAGUUGGCACUGGCAGCCUGGAAACAGGUAAGCAUCCACGUAGGCUCCUAACACAGCAACAGCAGUUUGUUUAUCCUACUAGCAGGAGACACUUCUCUCGAUACUGCUGCCUGAAGCAUGCACUGAUCUCUCAGCUGUACAGAUAUGGAAGAAUAAAUGUAUCUGUGACUGGA